Molecule: messenger RNA, 768 nt
Organism: Fusarium odoratissimum NRRL 54006
Lineage: Eukaryota; Fungi; Ascomycota; Sordariomycetes; Hypocreales; Nectriaceae
Exons: 2
Coding region: 1-768 (255 amino acids)
Source: RefSeq, a predicted model, not a curated record
AUGUCUUCACUGAUUGAAAACACGGGGGGCUACGGAGGCUUUUAUGCUUCGCUAUCAAGUAUGGAACGAUUGCUGUAUCCAACAAGCACCGUCUCAUCUUUUCUCGAAGAAAGUAGUCGAAUGCCCCCAGCCUUGUUUAUCCUGCACAAAAUCUACAAAUGUCGCAAAACCCUUGGAAUGCCCCAUCAACAUCUUGAAGACGACGUUGAGAUACUCCGUCAGUCGGCCAUUUGGUCCGAAUCUGAAGACACCCUACCUGCUAUCCUAGCAAACCUGGUUGAUACAUCCUCUGAUCUCGGACCUAUUGACUUUUGGAAGGUCACGACAAUCCAGUAUGAAUCUAUUCUUGGGUUCUUGGUCGGUGGCAACCGUUGGUUUAUCCCUCCAUCUAUGGCUCAUACUGUGAGACAGAAGCUUCAACUCGGGACUGGAUAUGUUCGCGAACGUUAUCAACCCAAUACUUCGGCCCAGCCAGAGCUAUGGCUAACCCCUGGCCCUGGCCUGGUCAAGCCUCAGGCUCUACCAAUGCGACCUCUGUCCACUAGACUGCCUGGCCAGGUCAAUUUGGUGCAGAAUACUCAGGCUUCACCAAUGCAAUCUCAGCCUCAGCAGCUCCUAAAGCCAAAUAUCCAGGCUCCACCAAUGCAACGUCAGUCUUAUGCUGGUGUUUCUGACUGGAUGAAGAACAACAGUCCGAACCAGUCCCCUGACCGUCAGUUCUCCCCGGAAAUGAUUUACCCCCCCACCUCUUCCUCCUCUGAUUCGUGA